Molecule: messenger RNA, 2177 nt
Organism: Didymella exigua CBS 183.55
Lineage: Eukaryota; Fungi; Ascomycota; Dothideomycetes; Pleosporales; Didymellaceae
Product: P-loop containing nucleoside triphosphate hydrolase protein
Exons: 3
Coding region: 221-2050 (609 amino acids)
Molecular function (GO): RNA binding; ATP hydrolysis activity; 5'-3' DNA helicase activity
Source: RefSeq, a predicted model, not a curated record
UGCAAGCACUUGACUUCUUCGUGAGGAGCCUCACCAUGACUCGACGGGAUGCGAUCCGCAUCCUCAGAAACGUCAGUGUAAACGUUGGGAGCUUGCCCGCGACCGCAAAAACUCCACCUUGAGCUUGCGCGCGUCAUAGCAAGCCCCACCAGAGCUACACAAACCAUCUCCAGCCUCACAGCUGCCCACAUCAACAUUGACCACACCGCAACUAACAGGAAUGCCGGACCCUACAGACAUCCCGGCCUUCGCCGCCUCUCAGCUGGUUCUGCUCGAUGCUGAGCUGAAGGCCGAGCUCGCGGAAACAGACGCCCUCCUCUCCUCGCACACACCGACUGCCCUGGCCCGCGGUGGUCUCGCGAUCCUGAAUCUCAAUGUCUCCUCUGUGCGAACCGGCAUGGGCGGCAAGACCAUCGUGGAGCUUGCCUUAGACCCUGCGGUGGUCACAAAAGGCGCCAAGCCAGAGAUACCUGAGCACGGCAUACGAGUUGGAGACAUUGUAGCGGUCGCAGACCAGCCGGCGGGCAGCGCAAAGAAGACUGAGAAGAGGGAGCUGGAGAAGAAGGGCGCAGAGGGCGUGGUGCUGCGGGUGAGGCGCGAAAACGUUGAGGUGGUGCUGGACAAAGAAGAUGCUAAUGUGCCGAGUGGGAGCAAGCUGUGGAUAGUCAAAUUGGCGAAUGAUGUCACCUACAAGAGGAUGAACCAAACCAUGACCAGACUGCAGAAGUUCGGGGAGCAGGAGUACACACCCUUUAUGAGGGUGCUCUUCGGUCAAGGCUCACCUACGCCCCUCCCCUCUGAUCUCAAUGACCCCUCACAUCCUUUACACAAGCUAGAGUUCAACGACCCAAGCUUGAACGACAGCCAAAAGGAAGCUAUCAGGUUUGCUCUGGCUUCUCGAGAAGUUGCACUAAUCCACGGUCCACCGGGCACAGGGAAGACGCAUACAUUGAUUGAGCUCAUACUGCAGCUACUGAAGCAGAACCUUCGUCUUCUGGUGUGCGGUCCGUCCAACAUCUCAGUAGACAACAUCGUCGAGCGACUGGCUUCCCACAAAGUCAGUAUGGUCCGACUGGGCCAUCCAGCUCGCCUGUUGCCAUCUGUGCUGAACCACUCACUCGACGUCCUUACCCGCACAUCCGAAGCUGCAGCCCUAGUCCAAGACGUACGCAAAGAGAUGGAUGAUAAACAAGCCUCGAUACGCAAGACCCGCAACGGCCAUGAGAAAAGGCAGAUCUACACCGAACUGAAAGAGCUGCGUCAAGAAUACAGAGAGCGCGAGAAAGGCUGUGUGAACAACCUCGUUGGAGGCGCCAAAGUAGUUCUCGCAACACUCCACGGUGCCGGAGGUUUUCAUCUCAAGGGUCAGGAAUUCGACGUCGUCAUUGUCGAUGAAGCAAGCCAGGCGCUUGAGGCACAAUGCUGGGUCCCUAUUCUCUGGGUCAAAGCAAACAAGCUCGUUCUUGCAGGCGACCACCUGCAGUUGCCACCCACGAUCAAGUCACUGAACUCGAAAGAGUCGAAGGCUAGUAAGAAAGUCGCAACAAGCGUGAAAGGGGACCCGUCGGGCAUCAGCAAGACUCUCGAAACAACGCUCUUCGACCGCCUUCUCGCCCUCCACGGACCCAGCAUAAAACGCAUGCUCACAACCCAAUACCGCAUGCACGAAGCCAUAAUGCGCUUCCCGUCCGACGCUCUCUAUGGCUCAGAACUCUUCGCCGCCGAUGCAGUGAAAGACCGCCUGCUCACCGAUCUCCCCUACGACGUCGAAGAAACAGAGGACACGAAAGAGCCUCUGGUAUUUUGGGACACGCAGGGUGGCGACUUCCUUGAGAAAAUUGAAGACGAGGGUGUCAUCGGCAAGGGCGGCAAGGGCAUGAGUCUGGGCGACAGUAAAAGCAACGAAGCCGAAGCCGCACUGGUCAGAAUGCACGUUAAUAACCUCAUCGAUGCCGGUGUGAGGGAGGAGGACAUUGCCGUCAUUACGCCGUAUAACGCGCAGGUACGUCGAAUUUCCCUCAUCAAUGCGAUCGCGGAUGCAAGCCCUUAGAUCUGCUCGCCUACCCAUCUGCAGGUUGAAUCGUAGGCGGUACGGCCGCGCCGAUCCGAGGAGUGUGGGCGAUGGGAUCCCUGUCCUCUUUGCUUCCCUUGACAUCGAAACUUCCACAACUGACUGU